AUGGCCACUCGCGGACGAGGUCGAGCACGUUCACAAGAGAGUAGGGAUGGGCAACUGGUUGAUAACCAUGCCGAGUUCAUAGUGGCGAUGGCGAAUCUGGCGAGCACCAUGGAGGCGAAUGCUGCUGCGACUCUGCAAGCUGUGCAAAGGUUAGUCCAACUAGCCAGAACUAGAAAUAAACAUGGAGAAGGUGCUAAGGACAGCUUGAGUGGUGUCCCGAGAACUCUAGCUACUUUUCAGAAGGCUGACCCGCCAGUUUUCACUGGUUCGACAAACCAUAUGGAAGCAAACAACUGGUUUCAAGCGGUGGAGCGUGCAUUGCUAACUCAACAUGUACCGUAUGAUAAGUUCGUGGAAUAUGCAACUUAUCAACUAGUGAGAGAAGCUCAGCAAUGGAAAUACUUUCAUGAGUCAUUAAGGGAGGCUAGAGAAUUAAAGCUCUUGCAUCUGAAGCAAGGGUCCAUGACUAUAGCAAAAUACACCAGCAAGUUUGAGGGACUCUGUAGGUUCUCGAGGAUAAGUCAUGGUACUCCUGAGUCUUGUGAGGAAUGGAAAUGCAUCGGAUACGAAGUGGGGUUGAAAGAUAUCAGGCGUUCUGUGGCUCCACGGGAGAUGAGGAGACUUUCUGAAUUGGUGGACGUAGCGAGGGUUGUUGAAGAUUAUGCAAGGACGGUAGCCUCGUCAAGGAACACUCACGUAGGUAAUUCUAGUAGGGAACUUGAUGAUCACCUCGAACCAAGGGGACAGAACUUCAAGAAAGAUGGACAUACUCCCCAAUAUCUGCAAAGUCAAGGGAACUUCAGAAGGAGCAUCAAAGCUCAGUUUCAUCAGGCGAAAGGAAAGGGUCAAUGCUAUAAUUGUGGGAAACCUGGGCAUAUAUCUAAGUUUUGUCGCCGCGGGAGGAACUGA
Molecule: messenger RNA, 909 nt
Organism: Arachis duranensis
Lineage: Eukaryota; Viridiplantae; Streptophyta; Magnoliopsida; Fabales; Fabaceae
Exons: 2
Coding region: 1-909 (302 amino acids)
Molecular function (GO): zinc ion binding; nucleic acid binding
Source: RefSeq, a predicted model, not a curated record